This is a messenger RNA of Lymnaea stagnalis (great pond snail), 535 nucleotides long. Lineage: Eukaryota; Metazoa; Mollusca; Gastropoda; Lymnaeidae. The record is from the annotation of a GenBank genome assembly.
GAAAAACUGCCAUGUAUAUCCUACGAUUCCAUGUGCCCUUUAUGCAGCAUUACAAUUACAGCAGUUAGAAAUUGGCAGCUUCACUUUGGCUAAUGGAAUGUUUAAAUGGGACAAAAUCAGGUGGGCUUAUAAAAUAAAGGAAUUGAAUUCCAUUUAUUUGUAAAAUUAUUUAUUUAAUUUGCAUUAUGCACUGAAUUAUCAUUGCUUUAAAGUGUAGCAAAUAUGUAAUAAAUUAAAGCCACUUUGAUAACUGACAGGUCUAUCACUGAAGCUGUUGACCAAAUGCGAAUCUUCCGUGACCAUGAGUAUGGCUUUCAACCAGAGUUAGAAAUUCAACAAGCACUGCAUCGAUAUUUGAAAGAAUACUGUGAGCAAGAUCUUCAUGCUGUGGCUUCGACUCAAGAUAACAACUUCCGGAGACAUUCAUCAUCUUCUUCUCUGUCAGGAACAUUAAAAAAAGUCAAGGAGAAAUUACAGUCAAAGAAAAAAUAGGAUUGUUUUUUAUCAUACAUGUUGAAAGGAUAUAAAGUUCGAG